Staurois parvus is the source of this 477-nucleotide messenger RNA. NCBI's taxonomy places the organism in Eukaryota, Metazoa, Chordata, Amphibia, Anura, Ranidae. The record is from the annotation of a GenBank genome assembly.
AUGGGCCCCUGUACCGCCUCCUCAUGCUGCUGCCAGGUCCGUAAUCUGCCAUGGGCCCCCGUACCGACUCCUCAUGCUGCUGCCAGGCCCGUACUCUGUCAUGGGCCCCUGUACCGCCUCCUCAUGCUGCUGCCAGGUCCAGAGUGUGUCAUGGGUCCCUGUACGGACUCCCAUUGCUGCUGUCCAUGCCCGUAAUCUGCCAUGGGCCCCCGUACCGACUCCUCAUGCUGCUGCCAGGCCCUAAUCUGUCAUGGGCCCCCCCGUACCGACUCCUCAUGCUGCUGCCAGGCCCGUAAUCUGUCAUGGGCCCCCUUGUACCGCCUCCUCAUGCUGCUGCCAGGUCCAGAGUGUGUCAUGGGUCCCUGUACGGCCUCCCAUUGCUGCUGUCUCCAUCGCCACACUCUGCCAUGUGCCACUUUCAGGUCUCCUCCACACUGCUGGUGGGUUCCAUUUUUUGUCAUAGGGUGCUGUAGGAUU